Messenger RNA from Dothidotthia symphoricarpi CBS 119687, 1303 nucleotides. RefSeq lists its product as uncharacterized. NCBI's taxonomy places the organism in Eukaryota, Fungi, Ascomycota, Dothideomycetes, Pleosporales, Dothidotthiaceae. The transcript is spliced from 4 exons. Gene Ontology annotation, molecular function: zinc ion binding. Bases 1 to 1143 code for a protein of 380 amino acids. The record is from RefSeq and is a predicted model, not a curated record.
AUGUCUGACGCGUUUUCACGUUUCGCUCUAGUUGAGGUGACUGGCCAGUCAACGCCGGAGCAAGACUAUCUCCGCCGCUUCCCUACUGAGAUUCGACUCAUGAUCUUCCAAGAACUCCUCAGCGUCUGGCCCAAAACCGUCUUCCGUGGAGCCAAUACGUUUGGUCCGCUCGAUCCAAAUGAGUUCCAGAGGGAGAUUCCUAUCCCCUGGCAGAUCCUCGCUACUUGCCACAAAUACCACGACGAAGCUCUCCCAAUCAUGUAUGGCAAGAACAAGUUCGUCUUCUGCACCGGCGAGAAUGGUUCACCUGGCAUGUUCUGGAGGUUCCCCAUCAAGAUGCAGUACAUGCAUCUGAUCACUGACCUGGGUAUCUACAUGCGCUGCGAUACUCCAACCAAGGAAGCUGCCAACCGGGUGGCACACUUCAUCAAAGCAAUUGCUCGCCGGGCCGUCAAACUGCAGAACCUCGUCGUCUUGGUCUCUUCUGACCGUUCCUACGGCGCCAAAUGUCCAUGGGAUAUCAUGUUCAAUGAUCAUCCUGUAGCCAAGGCCCUCGUCAAGCUGGUCGAGUCACAGACAGUCAAGCACUUCAAGCUUCGCAUGCACGACGCCGCGUGUGUGGCCCCGGACUUCGCCUCGUACCUGUGCCAGACCUUCUACGAGCUCAAGCCUGCCACCGACCGCUCCAUCACGUUCAGUCGCUCAUGCUCCUGCCCUCGCCAAAUAGCAACUUCUCGUGACGGCUAUUGUCGUCACUGCUUGUGGCCGAGGGAGUACCGUGCAUAUAAAGCUAUUGAUCGCACCAUGUACCCCGCCGAGUUGGAAUCAGACCAGGAGCGAAUGAUGGACUUGCAGGAGGAUCUCUUCCAGUUAGGUCUCCUGCCUCCAACAGACGACCUUGAAGAAGAAGAUCCCGAGAAGGCGUCUACAGGACCGUAUAUCGAUGGGCGUGUUGUGGAGGACACCUACGAGGAAGACCGCCUUGGAUUCAGCCUCGGUUUGCUACUUCCCGGACAAGUUCGCCACUUUCGCAGCAACAUCGCGUGGCCGGCAGUGUGGUGGUACCGGCAGACGGAGCUUACAGAGUUCUACGAAUACAUCGACAAGGACGAUUACCUCGUCAAGGCUCUUGUUUCGAAGUGAAAAUUCGACACUGAUGGUAUCCAUGACACAUCCCAUAUGAACGACACCCACGAUUUGGAAGACACUUACGAUUUAACGAUAUGGACGAUAUGAACGAUAUGAAAUACAUGAGCGAUGCGGUGUUGUGUGAAAGGGUGGUAUGUCGGAUAAUGUCAUGAGA